AAAUAUAAUAGAGGGACCAUUUUGUUACAUAUUUUAACUUUAGUGUCUUGUAUUACAAGGGCUGAAAAUUGGCCCGACCCGCCUCUGACCCUGUCUGAUCCGCCCCUGAAGGGUCAAGAUGUAUAACUUACCCGCCCCGACCCUGUUUCUUUCAUGACCCUGUCUUAGGGGUGUACAUGGGUCGGGUGGUCCGGGUUUAGACAUUUUAAUCACCCGACCCAUGCACUACGGUUUGGGAAAUAUUAAACACAAACCCACCCAAAAAAAUCUAAACCCUACGGUUUGUUUCUAAUUGGGUUGGGUCGGGUUGGCGAUAUUUAUAAGUAAAAACCCAACCCAACACAAAAAUAUGUAAUUAUUCUACAUCAUAAAAAUAUUUUAUAACUAAUUAAAAAUUCAAACGAAUAAAUCAAGGUGAAAGGUAUCAAAAUUCACAAAUGUUGUUUGAAUUUUAAUAAAAUUCGAUUUACUUCAACUUAUGUCUAGUUUUUUUCAUGACAUUUGUUGAAAUAGGCUAAAAAGGUUACAAAUGAACGCAUCCAAAAUAUAUUAUUCUAUUAAAAUUGUACACAAGAAAAAAAAUUACGUGAAUCAUAGCUAUAUUAAAUUUAUGUCUAAACUUUAAGCCGAAGAAUGCAUUAGAUUAGGGAGACCUUAAGAGAAAAACAUGAAAAAAUAUCUCAAUUUUCUCAUAAGUAUGACUAUAUACGACAUAAAUAUUUUUUUUGGUUACGAACUCAUACCAAUAAUUGGAACACGGGUUGGGUCGGGUUUUACGGGUUGUGUAAUAAAAAAUCCAAACCCAACCCAAAAGAGGCGGGUUGUGCAAAAGAAAAUCCUCACCCAACCCAAAACCUUCGUUUUAGCGAUAAAUACGGGUGGGUUGGGUCGGGUUGGACGGGUGAGUCGGUUUGCGGGUGUGUUUGUUCACCCCUACCCUGUCUGACCAUUUAGGGUCGGGGCGGGUCAGGAAGGGUCGGGUCAGUGGGUCGACCCUAAUAAAUAGACUACUUUUCUAAAAAUUACAAUUUGGUACCCGAAUUUAUUUUUUCUUACAUUUUAGUACCUAAAUUUUAUUUUUUACAAAAAAGUCCCUAAAAUUUGAUGGUAAAAUUACGUUUUGGUACCCAAAAUUUUUAAUUUUUACAAUUUAGUACCUAAACUUAUAAAAUUUUACAAAUAGGUCCAACAUGUUUGUAUGAUGCUAAGGGUCAUAGCAUCAUAGGUCAAAAAGUGACCCGACUUUAAAUUGACCCGACCUAUCUGACCCCGACCCGACCCUAAAUUUUACCAUCCCCUAUAUAUUUGGUUUCCCGUCGUUAUUAUAGCCGAAAUUAUUCUACAAAUCUUCGAGCCCUAGCGCAACCACUGCAGCUCUGCGAAUCUCCCAUGGCUUCCAAGCGGCCGAAUCCGAAAGAAAACCCUCCAGCUGCUUCUUCUUCCGAGGAAGACUCCACAGAUGAAGCCUCUUCCGACGAUGAACUGCCGCCGCAGUUGAGAACGUUGACUCCCCAUUCACAGCUUCAACCGAAGAAACCAGCCGUUGAGAACUCCGAUUCCGACUCCGAGUACGAAUCCGACACGGAUUCCGACUCUGAUCCGCCGCCGAAGAGCUCUGGGGUUCUGCACAACGUGAAGCCCAUCGCUUCCAAGCCCCAGCCUAAAGCGCCGGCUCCUGCCUCUUCCUCUAAAUCUACGCCGGCGACAAAGAGGGGGAGUGAAACUGAUAGGGAAGCAAAGGACUCCAAGAGGCAGAAAGAGGUGGCGGACGGCGACGGUAAGAACGAACAUACGCCAAGAGCGAUCUUUCAGCGGCUAUGGGGUGAGAAUGACGAGAUCGCUGUGUUGGAUGGGCUGAUCGAGUUCGCUGAGGAGGAAGGAGCUGAUCCCUUGAAGGACAUGGCGUAUUUCUAUGAUUUCAUCAAGAAUUCUCUGUGUGUGGAUGCGUCGCUGUCUCAACUGAAGGAGAAAGUUACCAGAUUGAGGAAGAAAUUCAUGAAUCACGCCAAAGGGAAGAAUGGUUUGGACAAGAGCUUUAGCAGAGCUCAUGACCAGAAAACUUUCGACCUUUCGAAAAUGAUCUGGGACAGCCAGGGAGAAGGACUUCUAGGCCCAAUUGCAAACGGUAAGUCGAGCGACAAAGCGAAGAAGAGCGGUGGUGCUAACGGUGUAGGUAGCAGUAAAAGUGCAUCCAAGGCUGCUGAUUUGGGUACAGCGAACGGACAUGGAAAUGCAAAGAGCGCCGCUAGUGCUGCUUUGGGAGCAGGGAAUGAAGGAGCGGAAACAAUGGAAGUCGAUGGGGUCAAUGAUCGGAAAUAUGGGUUAAGCUUUGAUUUGAGCUCAGCUGAUGCAGAAGUUGAGGCCUUUGUGGUGAACAAGGGGAUGGACAUGGUGGAUGGAUCGAAAAGAAACGAGCUUGCUAGAAGAUGGAAGGAGCUCGAUAUCGAAGCUUUGGAGCACUUUGUUAAGAGGCAACAGUUGAUCCUUGAUCAGGCUCAGUCGAUCCUCGACAGCAGCAGUAGCGGCUGAAGUACUAUUCGAAGGAAAGCUAUAUUUGGUGAAGGUAGAACUGCAGCAUCUAACAAGUCCGAUGUUCUCUUGUGUUUGUGUUUCUUUAAAUUUUAUGUGGAUGAGAUGUACCAAAUGCUUUAUCUUAUGCAGAACCUGUGAUCCAUAGUGACUCUCGAUCUGCAUUUUGCUUUGUUGGUUUGACGGAGAGAUUAGGAGGCUUUGUAAGGCAUAUUGGCAUCUCUGGUGUUUUUGGUUCUUGCUCAGUUAUUGUGUAGGUUUCGAGCUUUCUAGUGAUUGUUAAACCGGUUUGAUCGCUUUUGAUUAGUUGAAAUGGUAAGAUGUGUUUGUUGGCCUGUUGUUAUCUUUCCAGCUUAUUGAAUGGUGGCUGUGAAUGAACUUUCGCCUUCUUGAAUCUCUGUGUUGUUCCAAUUAGAUCAUGUGUACCCGAGGAUUGCCUUCUUGAAUCGGUAUAGAAGAAUGAAUGGGUGUCAGUUGC
Linum trigynum is the source of this 3007-nucleotide messenger RNA. The record is from the annotation of a GenBank genome assembly. NCBI's taxonomy places the organism in Eukaryota, Viridiplantae, Streptophyta, Magnoliopsida, Malpighiales, Linaceae.